AUGGCUUCAAUUUCGAAGCUCGGAAGCUCCGCCUUCGCCGCUACGGUGUCAUCCAAGUCGUCUUCGUCCGCACUGUGCUCCGAGGGGAAGCUCUCUUUCCGGUUCCAGAGAGAGUCUUCGAUCAGAGGCCGUGUUCCGGUUCUCAGCGUCUCCGUCUGCGGAGGCCGCCCCGGGAGGAGACCGCUGUCGUACGUCUUUCUCUCCCUCGCUAUCUUUCCUAUUCCCUCCCCGUUAGUCGCCGGCGGCGGCGGGGGAUCGCGAAACAUGGUUAUGAUGCUUUGCGAUGAGGAAAUGGUUCGCAAAACAUUGUUGCUCGCAGUCUCUGUUAACUGAAUCACCGAGCUGACUCUUUUUCCGAAUAGAGUUUUUCGACUAUGAUUCUCUUUGGAUGAAAGUAUCUAUUUAUUGGCGCUGCGUUGUCCCCUUUAUUGUCGUUUUGUUGCGUCACGAUCCGUUUGAUUUUUCUGUCGACAUGUCGUGUUCCGUCUUUUUCCUUAGAUCUACUUGAACUCUCGUAUAAUCCGUCAGUUGGGACUUUCAGUUUCCAAAAUCUUUUUCCUUUUUUGCUUGUGGAAUUUUUUUGUUAUGCACGUCGCCAUCAACUAUAGGUUGGUGUUGACUUAAGAUAUAUCAUUGUCUAGUCUAGAUACACUUUUGAAGUAUCUUAAUUUCUUGAGUCGGAAUACUGGCCAAUUUUGGUCACCUAUUUCUUCUGAAAUUGCUUGCGUAUUAGUUACCGCAUUUUUCUUCUGUAUGAAUUUUAUGGAAAAUUUCCUGCUUCUUUUGUGUUAGUUAUUGCAUUUUUCUCGUUGAAGUCGCUUCUGCUGUUGAGGGGGUGGUGCUUGUGCUCGAACUUUCGUUUGUGUUGUGCAUGUUAAGAUGUGCUCCUACUUCUUGCCUCUAACUCUCUUGAUCAUUUUUCUCAAUUAGGUGUCGUUGAAACCAGUUAAUUGUUGUGAUGCUAUCUUGAUCAGUGUGCUCGAACUAAUGUACCAACAGUUUUUUACGAUUCAUGCAGUGAAACCAGCUGAUCUUGUUUUAAACUGUUUCAAUAGUGGACUAUGAAACAAUAUUUUAGUCUUUGAUAUGACUUUGUCCAACAUGAAUAAAUUGCGUUUCAAAACAUUACAGUAUCAAUCCUCAAUUUUUACAGUUUUCAUGCAAACUGAUAAUCACGUGAAGACAGUUUGAGGGGCCCAGUUGGGGAAAGUGUGAUAGGGUUAUUUUAUUUUUCAUCUCAUGUUUUGUUGGUGCUUCGUAGUGUAGGAGGCAAGUUUCUAGGAUUUGAUGUCUACGAAAUUCAAACAUUUAGGGGCUGAAUUUUUGGGUAUGAAAUGCCUUCCUAGUUCCCUCUUCAACGUCUAUAUGCUGCAGUUGAUGGUGAGGAGGCUGCGUCUUUGUAUUUCUCCUUUCCUUCCACUUGGAUGCCCUUAUCAAGAUCCAAAAUUCUUGAAAUAGAUUGUUGUUUGAGAUUAAUUGAUCGUUCCUUCCUUUUCUCUGCUACCAUUAAAUUUUUCCUUUCUUUUCAGGGUAAAAGUUUCACUGGCAGACGGCAAUGGGGCACAACUGAAGAAGACAUCGCUGCAUGAUCUGUAUAAAAAGGAGGGCCAAUCGCCUUGGUAUGACAAUCUCUGCCGCCCGGUCACAGAUUUGCUGCCAUUGAUAGGUAGCGGCGUUAGGGGAGUCACCAGCAAUCCAACUGUAAGAUUUUACUUCCUGGUCUCUUGAACUAUAUGAAUUCCCUUGUGCUCUAUCUAUGUGCAAUGCUGGGAGCAGUAUCUGAAUGUGUGUAUGUGAUUCUCUUGGUGCAGAUUUUUCAGAAAGCUAUCUCAUCGUCAAAUGCCUAUGAUGACCAAUUUAGGUAUUCUGAGAUCCUUUCUCGUUAUCAUAAGAUUGCCUGCCUAGUUUAAAGGUCUUAAUUUGAGAAAGAAACAGGAUUUUCUUAGCUCUUCAUUCGUUCUUAAUCUUAUCUUCGCAAUGACCCCCGUAUUAUCUUUUCAUUUCCGCGUGUCCUUCCUGUCUACCUUAUUCACGCACACGCACACAGAUAGGAUUUUGAUUUAUGCAUGUUCAUGUUCACAAAGGGUUGACAUGGUAGGAAGUCUUUUUAGUACACGCAAGCGCUGGUUUCUUGAUAUUGAAUGCGACUGGAAUCCAUUUGUUUACGGAAUUUCCUUUAUAAAAUGCUCGAUUAAAUACAUUCGCCCUAGUUGCUCCUCUGUGUGUCCAUAUUCUUUUUAUUCAUGGUGUUCCUGGAUGUUUCAGGGAGCUCAUACUAGCAGGAAAAGAUGUCGAAAGUGCAUACUGGGAACUUGUGAUUAAGGACAUUCAAGAUGCAUGCAAGCUUUUCGAGUCAAUCUAUGAUGAGACCGAUGCAGGUGAUGGCUAUGUGUCUGUUGAGGUCUCUCCUAGACUUGCCCGUGAAACUGAGGGGACCAUCGAUGCUGCAAAGUGGCUUCACAAGGUAGUGGACCGCCCAAAUGUAUACAUAAAGAUCCCCGCUACAGCAGAAUGUGUUCCUUCAAUCAAAGAAGUUAUUUCACUUGGCAUCAGCGUCAAUGUAACGGUGAGUUCAUGUCUUCUCUAAUCUCCUUCUCCUCACAUUUUAUGCUCCCUCUUUCUUGUAGCUAACCCAGAUGCAUAGCGACAGGCAUCUAUUUUUUUUUUCUUCUCAGUUGCAUGCUAUAUUUGUCCAGAUCUCCUUUCCGCUAUUUGACAGUGAACCCAAAAGUCAACCAAUAUACUGUUUCCGGAUAUAAUUCCUCAUCGCGGGUGAUUUUGCAGCUCAUCUUCUCUCUCGCGAGGUAUGAAGAAGUGAUUGACGCCUACAUUGAUGGCCUUGAGGCCAGUGGAUUAAGUGACCUGUCCAAGGUCACGAGUGUGGCAUCCUUCUUUGUAAGCCGGGUAGAUACCCUGAUCGACAAGCUGCUCGAGAAGAUUGGGACUCCUGAAGCUCUCAACCUGCGUGGAAAGGUUUGUCUCAAUACCACCCAACACAGGACCAUACCUAAGCGGCACCGAUCCUAAUCGCCUCAUAUCGGCGCAGGCGGCGGUGGCUCAGGCAGCGCUAGCCUUCAAGCUCUACCAGAGGAAGUUCUCUGGCCCCCGGUGGGAAGCUCUCGUUAAGAAGGGCGCAAAGAAACAGAGGCUGCUGUGGGCCUCAACCAGCGUGAAGAACCCCGCCUACCCCGACACCCUUUAUGUAGACCCGCUUAUUGGCCCUGACACGGUAAAUUGACCCUCUGGCUGUCAAAAGGGAUCUUUUUUUUUUUUUUUUUUUUUUUUUUCUUCUUGUUCUUUAAGAUGGAAAGAACGAUCCCAUUUCAGGUGUCGACCAUGCCCGAUCAAGCACUGCAAGCGUUUAUCGACCACGGCACAGUCUCGCGGACCAUUGACGCAAACUUAUCAGAGGCCGAGGGCAUCUACAGCGCCCUUGAGAAGCUGGGGAUCGAUUGGAGUGAUGUUGGCAACAAGCUCGAGCUCGAGGGAGUUGACUCGUUCAAGAAGAGCUUCGACAGCCUCCUCGACAGCCUCCAGGAGAAGGGCAACUCCCUCAAGGUUAUUACCAGCCCUGCCUAA
Messenger RNA from Spirodela intermedia, 3579 nucleotides. The record is from the annotation of a GenBank genome assembly. Lineage: Eukaryota; Viridiplantae; Streptophyta; Magnoliopsida; Alismatales; Araceae.